UUCAACCCAGGUAGUGGGCAGGCGGACGCGACACAGUUGGUUUAUUUAUUCGUCUGACUGGUCUAAAAAUCGGCGGUCCGGUAGGUGGCCCGGUCAUAAUUAUAACAACCCUCAGGCGUUUAUUUCUUCACCACUGGUCUAUAAACCGCGGCCGAUUGGUUAGCUUAUUGAUUGACAGGGAGCGGGUCCAAUCAGACUUUUAAAUGCACCGCCUCUUUGGCGGAAGUUGUCGAUUACGUUAAUUAUCGGUUAUUUUCCGUUGUUGGUAAAUAAAGUUGCUGGUAAUUAUUUACUCGUGGGAUAAGAGAGUGAAAGGAAACGGAAAAGAGACACAAAGACAAAGAAAGCAGGCAGCUUAGACGCAGCCACGGCACGGCCUUCACCUGACCCUGUGGCUGACGACGGUGCUGUUCUGCGGCACAUCAAAGACACGCACCUCCGCUGAAACUUAGAAGGAGGCAGGAUCAUCUCAACAUCCGAGUGACAACAAACAAGAACUCUCGCCCACCCGUGUUGUGAUUGGUCGGCUCAACUGUCCAUCAUUUGCUCCAGCUCUGGAGCGGCGGAGGCUGCAGCUUUUCCGCACUUCUUCAGUUGCGUCGAGGUGCGCACAGAAGCGCAGUCUGCGUCUCUGUUCCCCGUGCGUCCGCGGAUCAAACGGUACCAACAGAACCAGCAGCAGCAGCAGCAGCAGCGGUGUCAGAGGAUUUACCGUACCCCGCAUGUUCCUGGACCUUCCAAGUAGGAGGAUUCUGGUUCUGCUUCAUUUGUGUUCUGGCUCAUUGAGACUUUGAGGUUCUAUUUCCCUGAUGGUCACCAACAGCGCGCAGCCGCAGACAUGUGGAAUUAUCUGUGGAAAGUGCAGCGCGUCAUCUCUCUAGUCUGUUUGGUCCUGACGCUGCAGGCUCAGGUGUCCCACUCCACCGGUUACUUUGAGCUCCAGCUGUUGUCAGUGGAGAACCCUGGAGGUCAGCUGCUGAAUGGUGACUGCUGUGACUCAGAGAAAAGCGCCUCUGAGGGGGACUGUGGUACUGAUGAGUGCGACACCUACUUCAGAGUGUGUGUGAAGGAAUACCAGACGGAGGUCACCACCACCGGACCCUGCACCUACGGCUCAGAAACAACCAAAGUUAUCGGUGGGAAUACUUUUCAGUUUAGAGGACAGAAGGGAGGAACGAGCCGCAACAACGAGGCCGGGAAGAUCAUCGUUCCCUUCGACUUUGCCUGGCCGAGAGCCUACACCGUGAUAGUUGAGGCCUGGGACAAAGACAACAGCAGUCACAGCAAUGACGAGGAGCUGCUGAUCGAACGCAGCAUCCACAAAGGAAUGAUGAACCCUGGAGAGGAGAAGCAGACGGUGGAGUACAAAAGUCUGGUGGCCAGAUUUGAGUACACCGUCCGUGUCCGCUGUGAUGAACACUACUACGGCAGCAAGUGCAACAAGGUCUGCCGUCCCAGAGACGACUACUUUGGACACUACGUGUGUGAUCAGUUUGGAAACCAGGGCUGCAUGGACGGGUGGACCGGACCAGACUGUACAAGAGCAAUCUGCAGACAGGGGUGUAGUGCCUGGCAUGGAACCUGCAGUGCUCCAGGAGAAUGCAAGUGUAACUAUGGCUGGCAGGGUCCCCUCUGUGACCAGUGCCUCCCCUACCCUGGCUGUGUGCACGGCACCUGCACUGAGCCCUGGCAGUGUUCCUGUGAGAAGAACUGGGGAGGUCUGCUGUGUGACAAAGAUCUAAACUACUGUGGCACCAACACACCCUGUAAGAACGGAGGAACCUGUAUGAACACAGAACCUGACGAGUACAACUGUGCCUGUCCUGACGGAUACUCAGGGAAGAACUGUGAGAUCGCCGAACAUGCCUGCGUCUCCAACCCCUGUGCCAACGGAGGAACGUGCCAUGAGGUUCCAUCAGGCUUUGAGUGUCACUGUCCUGCAGGCUGGUCUGGACCGACCUGUGCCAAAGACACAGAUGAGUGCGAGCUGAGCCCCUGUGCCCAGGGUGGGACCUGUGUUGACCUGGAGAAUGGCUUCAAGUGUCUCUGUCCCCCACAGUGGACGGGAAAGACCUGCCAAAUUGACGUGGUUGAGUGUUCGGGGAUCAAGCCUUGCCUCAAUGCUUACUCUUGCAAAAAUCUCAUUGGUGGAUAUCACUGUGCCUGCUUUCGCGGAUGGGUGGGCAAGAACUGUGACAUCAAUGUAAACAGCUGCCAUGGACAAUGUCAGAAUGGAGGAUCCUGCAAGAAUUUGCCCAGAGGUUACCAGUGCCUCUGUCAGCCAGGAUUCAUGGGUCGUCACUGUGAGCUUCAGAGGAACCGUUGCUCCAGCAGUCCCUGUAGAAACGGAGGCCGAUGCCACACCCUGCUGGACGGCUUCAUCUGCAAGUGUCCCUCAGGUUUCUCCGGGAGCACCUGUGAGGUCCAGGUUGAUCCCUGCAGCCCCAACCCCUGUCGGAACAAGGCCCAGUGCCAUGGCCUGAUGGGAGAUUUUUACUGCAGCUGCCCUGAGGACUACGAGGGUAAAACCUGCUCAGAACUGAAAGAUCACUGCAAGACCAACCAGUGUGAAGUAGUUGACAGUUGCACUGUUGCCGUGGCGACCAACGACACCCAAACUGGGAUGCGGCACAUCUCGUCUAACGUGUGCGGACCACACGGCCGCUGCAUCAGUCAGCCUGCAGGCAACUUCAGCUGCUCCUGUGAUCAUGGAUUCACCGGCAUCUACUGUCACGAGAACAUCAAUGACUGUGCACUGUUGCCCUGUAAGAACGGAGGAACCUGCAUCGAUGGAAUUAGCUCCUUUGAGUGUUUCUGCCCUGAUGGCUGGGAGGGCAGUUUGUGUGACGUGGAUGUGAACGAGUGCAGCAGGAACCCGUGUCAGAACGGGGGCCAGUGUGUGGACCUGUUCAACGACUUCUACUGCAACUGUGUCAACAACUGGAAGGGGAAGACCUGCCAAUCACGUGAGAGCCAGUGCGACUCCACUACUUGCAGUAAUGGAGGGACAUGUUAUGACCAUGGUGACUCCUUCCUGUGCAGCUGUACAUCAGGGUGGGGGGGCAGCACCUGUAACACAGCCAAGAACAGCUCAUGUGACUCCAGUCCGUGUCAGAAUGGAGGCACCUGUGUGGGUGGAGGAGACACCUUCACCUGCAUUUGCAAAGAUGGAUGGGAAGGACCGACCUGUGCACAGGAUGUUGAUGACUGUAAUCCUCAUCCAUGCUACAAUGGUGGCAUCUGUGUCGACGGCGUGAACUGGUUCCGUUGUGAAUGUGCGCCAGGAUUCGCGGGACCCGACUGUCGCAUCAACAUAGACGAGUGCCAGUCGUCCCCCUGUGCUGAUGGUUCCACCUGUGUUGAUGAAAUCAACGGCUACAGCUGUGUUUGUUCUCCAGGAUAUGCAGGAGCCCGCUGUCAGGAGUAUGUUGGACUGGGAAAAUCCUGUCAUCAUGAUGGACUUCUGUUUCCUCACGGCAGCAGGUGGGACGAGGACUGUAACACCUGCCAGUGCGUCAAAGGACACGUCCACUGCACCAAGGUGAGGUGUGGCCGUCGGCCCUGCCUGCUCCCUCAUGCUCCUCCUACUGCUCCUGCACCUCCUCGUCCUCCUCGUCCUCCUCCUGGUGACUUGGACCUUUGGUCCUGCCCUGGAGGUCAUGAGUGUGUGGAGCAUCAGUUUCUCACUUGCUUCUCUCCACCGUGUCACCGCUGGGGCGUGUGUUCGAUGCCGGAGCCUCCCACUCCUCUGCACACCCAGUGUGAGCCCAACAGUGGUUACCUUGACAACAGCUGCGCUCGCAUCACGCUCAUCUUCAAGAAAGACAAAGUUCCACAGGGCACCACGGUGGAGAACAUCUGCUCGGAGCUCAGGUAUCUUCCUGUGACUCAGACUCUGGCUGAAGAGCGAGCUCUGCUCAUCCUCUGUGACCUGUCCUUCACCAACAGGGACGCCGUCGAGGUGGCAAUGUCGUUCGAGCAGAACGGUCAGUCUCAGGACGGCGACCUCGGUCAGAUCCAGAAAGCUGCCAGUGCUGUUGUCGCGGCUCUGUCCAAACGCCACAACAGCACAGUGAUGUUAGCAGUGGUGGAGGUUAAAGUGGAGACAGUAGUGAAGUCUCCCCCUGCUGGUUACCUCGUGCCUGUGCUGGUCGGCGUCUUCAGCAUCCUGUGGCUUUUCUGCAUUGUGAUCUGCAUCUGGUGGACACGCAAGCGCAAGAAAGAGCGAGAGAGAGCGUCCAGGACCUCUGAGGACCUGACCGUUAACAACAAGCUGGAGACAUCCUGUACCAAUGUCCACAAGGACAACCGUGACAGAGACAUUCAGUACGAAUGCAAGAAACUCAUGAGCUCCUCAGAAAGGACAUGUGACGAGGAGGGCGGGGAGGAAGUGGAGCUUCGAAUGGAGGAGAUGGAGGAGGAAGACGAGGACACGCUAGAUAAGUGUCCAACUCAGAAGUGCUCUAUAGCGGGCACCAAGCAGGACAGGGGGAUGAUGGGAAAGGCAGGGAUGAUCUGCACGACACGCAGUGGUCCGGUGAAGCCGCCGCAUCGGACAGCAUACAGCCACAAGGACAACCGGUGUAAAAACCUGAACGCCGCUAAACUUAGCGAAGACAUUAAAGAACAUUACGUGUGAGAGGAAGAAAAUACUGUCACAGACAUUUUUCAAGCACCAAAAGUGAAGAUAUUUUUUUGUUCCUCACGCUUUUUAAUUGUGUUUUCUGCAGCGACGAUGGAGACUUAUUUACCAAAACGCAAGAAAGACUAAGAUAAAGAACAAUAAUGUGGCGACUUAUUGAUUCUACCUUUCAGGUCUGGAAUCAAGAACUUAUUUUCCACAGUAUGUGAUGGGUUAUAUUUUCUGUUCAGCAGAUGGUUUCACUACAACUAACAAUAGACUGUCUAUAAGUAAUCGACUUAACCAUCUAGUUUAGUCACCUUUGUUAUUCAAAGGUGACUAAAGUCGACUUUCUCUGGAUAAGAAAACAAGGAGCAAAUCAGAUUUUCAGGGCAUUUCACGGCCGAUAUUUUUAAAAUGUCUUAGGUAGAAUUAGUAGGUGUUCCACAAGGAUCUACUCUAGGACCAUUUUGCGUCUUAUUUACAGACUGACAUGCCCAGACAGGAGACAUUCAGAUUGCAAAUCUCUUUAAACUGACCUUAAAGUUAUUCCUGUUUGUAUAAAUCAAGCUACUGAUGUACAAAUGUUACUUUCCUAUUAUUGUUUAGUUUUCUUUAUCUGGCAGUCAUUUAUGCAAACAAAGGGGCAUUAGUUAAAGGAGUUCCACAGGUUUCUGUUUUUUCAUUUUCAUUCCUCAACUUAAUCUUUUCAUUGAAAACUCAGUUUCCAUCAAAAGUCUUUUGCAGAUGACUCUCUGUUUAUCAAUUUGUCCCUGUUUUACUUUUAACUGGAUGGUUUUGUCAAUUUCUUAUACACAAUCUACCCGAUCGACUCUUAACCGUUUAAGAAUUUAUCUUGAAAGACAUUGGCUGGCAGCUGUUGUUUCCACCGCUCCGUUAGUACUAGUGUUAGCUUCUCUGUCUGCCUUAGCCUGAAUCUACAGGACCUUUUCUACACUCUCACUUGUCAUUGUUUAUAUAAAGAUUUGGUUCUUAAAAAAAAGUUUUUUAUACAGCUCGUUUGUUGGCACUGUAUGAUACCUGACCUGGAAAUAUGUCUUUUCUCUUUUUUUGCGCGUUUACAUCUUCAAACCUGUUUUCUCUUUUCUUACAUAUUUGUGGCCACUUAAUGUUUAAAGACAUUUUCAGUAUUUGUUUGGUAGGAAAGUGCCUUCACUUCUUCUGUUUCUCUUCUUUUUAACCUUUGUCUGCGACUUUUUUUAUAAAGACACAAAGGGAAAUUAAAGACUCUUCCUGCAGCAGUUAGUUUUUUAUGUAAAAAUGUAAAUAUAGAAAAAAAAAUGGCUGAUGUAUAUUUGAGUUAAGUAACUUAAGUCAUGCGUUGUACCAUAGUUAUUCUAAAAAAGAUUGUUUUGUGCUUGUUUUUGUUCUUUUUCUAAAUAAUGUCAUUCCUUUUACCAGUGUCUUUCGCCACUAUGACAGAAUUUUUUAACAAGGUUUGGGCAAAGUGUUUCCUGAAGUCUGUUAGAAGACUGAUCUUAUUGUUGUUCUGUGUUGUUUAUUUUAUUUUGCUGUUGUUUGUUGUCACUGUUGGGCUGAAGGCCACGUCCACACCACUAGGUUUUCAAGGUUGUUUUUAAUCCAGAGGCAACAGGAUGAAUCUGAAUUCAUUGAUUUAAACUGUUUUUACGUUUGAAAAUAUUUUUUUAUAAACAAGGGCAACCAAGUUUACCUCACUCUGUGGGGUACAAAAAGGUUGGAGUAAAAAAAACCUCAACGUCUUGUAAUAAAUUAGGAAAAGCUGAAUGUCCAUCACCAGUUUAGUUACCGUUAAUGGAAACAAGUGUAAUUGUGGGUCAGAUCUCUGUCUGGUCUGGAUUUACUGAGGACCACCCUACGUGUUUUGCGUCGAAGAGGGACAGCGGCCCAUAUGUUGUCUUUUUGCACAGUUGGGCUCCUCAGUGACUGAAUGUUUGGUUGCCCAGAAAAUGCAGCGUUUGGUUCCUCCAAACACUGAGGCUGCUGCUGACUGAAGACAUUGGUGAAGCAGACUCUAAGGAUUUCAAACCAUACCGUAGUGGUGUGGACGGAGCCACAGGGUCUGUGUGUUUCUGAGUGAGUGUGCAACGUGAUGAGCAGCAGAUGUAAGUGCUUCAGCUUCAGUUGUCCUUCAACAUUUCAUUUCUUAAGAAACACACAAAAUCUCCAGUGCAGCUACCGUCGGGGAUAAAAUCUUGUGUCAUUGUCACAGUUUGAUUUUUGUUCUCAAAUCUGAUGGAUCAACAACUUUUUCUGUGCCGCCGUCAGAAACUGAAUAUCACAGGUGUGGUGACCAGUCUCCAUCCACCAACUGUGAUUCCAGGUCAGACUGACUGAGUCACUGGGUCCAAAUAAUUUGGUCUUAUUAGCAUUGGAGUUGUUUGGUUUUAGAGUCUGUCAGAGUGUGGUGAGAAUCCCCUUCAGUUCUUCUCCUUCAGAGAUCCACUCUGAGACUAUAAGAAUUGGGAUGCCACCCAU
Messenger RNA from Cynoglossus semilaevis (tongue sole), 7099 nucleotides. RefSeq names its product protein jagged-2. Gene Ontology annotation, cellular component: protein-containing complex; plasma membrane. NCBI's taxonomy places the organism in Eukaryota, Metazoa, Chordata, Actinopteri, Pleuronectiformes, Cynoglossidae. Bases 839 to 4639 code for a protein of 1266 amino acids. Gene Ontology annotation, molecular function: calcium ion binding; Notch binding. The record is from RefSeq and is a predicted model, not a curated record. Gene Ontology annotation, biological process: establishment or maintenance of epithelial cell apical/basal polarity; Notch signaling pathway; heterophilic cell-cell adhesion. The transcript has 28 exons.